AGUUGAGUUCAUACAUUGUAUAUCUCCAUUUGCUUCCUUUUCAACCUUUGCCUGUGCUUCCCGUCAUUUACAGUUGUGAAAUUCAGGUUAUGGUCUCUGCUGGUUACAGGAAACCUGAGAGCCGCAGCUCCUUCCCAGCUCUCGGUUUCCCCCGCCCCCGAUUCUUCCGCUACCGCCGUUUGAGGUAAUCUGUCCUCCCAGAGCCCGCGAAGGAUUAGCAUAGACAAAUUUAUCUUUUGAUUGAAGAUAUAUAUUUUGCGAUAUCAUAUUUAGCGAUAUACUAUGCCGACAACACCAAAGAGUAACCGGAGAGGACAGGAACCGGAGAAGAACCGGAAAAAUAGGUUAACAGAUAAGGCGUCGUCUUUUCACGGGAGAAUUCCGGUGGACGUGCCUGAGCCGAGGAUGCGGCGUCCAAAUACACUGCCUAACUUGCUCGGAGGUAGGAGCGUCGCCGGAAUGUUCACGGAAGCGCGGCCAAAGUUGACGAAGCUGCUAUUAAACGUGACGGUCCAAGGAAGCGCUGGAGCCGUACAAGUUGUGAUGUCGCCGGAAUCAACUGUCGGCGAUCUGAUCGCUGCAGCUAUCCGGCAGUACACGAAAGAAGCCCGCCGUCCAAUUAUUUCCGGUGAUGCCUCCAAGUUCGACCUCCAUUACUCACAAUUUAGCUUAGAAAGUUUGGACAGAGAAGAGAAGCUAAUGGAGUUAGGAUCGAGGAACUUUUUCCUUUGCGCUAGAAAGUCGAAGGUGAACAGCGGAAACGACAGCGAAAGCUCUUCUAGUGGCGGUGGUUUACCGACAACAUCCUCGCCGUCGGGGUCAUCAUCUUGCUCAAAGGAAGCUGAAAAGGCUUCUAAAAGUGGGUAUCCAUGGUUAAAAUUUAUGGAUUUCAUGUUGUGAAUGAUAGCAUAGCAGGUUGUUAUUCAUGGUUUCAUUUUUAUUUUUUUUUUAAGAAAAUUAAUUAUCCCUGUAUAAAAAAUUAGGGUCUGGAUUAGGUCAUUGGAUCAGAUUCUGCAACUUGUAUCAGAAUUUGCAGUGUUUUGCAAUUUAGUUCAUUUAAAUUUCCGAGAAUUGAUUUCUAGAUGUAUGUGUGUCCCUCCUUGUCUUUUACCCCUCAAAAAUUAAUCUAAGUUGAUGCAAUUUGUACA
Molecule: messenger RNA, 1148 nt
Organism: Jatropha curcas
Lineage: Eukaryota; Viridiplantae; Streptophyta; Magnoliopsida; Malpighiales; Euphorbiaceae
Source: RefSeq, a predicted model, not a curated record